AUGCGAGACCGAAUGAGACGCCGGUGGACAGGCCCUGCCAUUUCCAAGCAGGAAUGCACCGUUAUCAACAUUGGAGAUCCCGAGGGUCCUCCCCGAUUGAUCUCCUAUCUCUCCUCCGGCCAAGGUUUCGCCUGGAAUCCAGAGAUCUUUCUCCCGUCCUAUAUCGACUACGAUUAUGUCCCUCUUGAGAACAGACGAGACCCGAUCCACGAAAUCUUUCUGACCGACGAGGAGGCCAAGGGAAUGCUUCCUCAAUAA
Messenger RNA from Parascedosporium putredinis, 258 nucleotides. The record is from the annotation of a GenBank genome assembly. NCBI's taxonomy places the organism in Eukaryota, Fungi, Ascomycota, Sordariomycetes, Microascales, Microascaceae.